CCUGUGAAUGAUUUCCAAGUGUCUAUUCGCUCAGACAUACAAACUUUCGCUUAUUUUCGUUUCAUAAAGUGGAUAUCUGGUGUUAGCCGCAUUUCUCUUCUUACAUCUCCCUGAACGAAUUUUCCCUCGGAGCUUUCGGACCCGCGGCCCAGGAUAUUAUUUUUCGAGCUCACGCCACUCUGGUCUGCCCAUUUAUUGCACGCGCUUCACCUCUGCCAGCUACAAACUCUCCCGCUGCCCAGCUUGUCCCCAUCCAGUUGCACUCCUUCCCCGUCCCGUUGUUGUCGCCUUCAAGAAUUCGAUCUUGAUUUUUGGGCAGCCCCUUUAACGACGAUCAUGACUCGAAAGACUCUGCCCACACUUACGGCCGCUGAGGUUGAGUCGCACAGCAAUGCCAAAUCGUGCUAUGUGACUGUAGGCUCAAAGGUUUAUGACAUUACUUCGUUUGUUGAGGAUCAUCCAGGAGGUGGAGAUUUGAUUCUUGAAUACGCUGGGAAAGAUGUGAAGGAUAUUUUGCAGGACCAAGUAUCACAUGCGCACUCAGACUCUGCCUACGAGAUUUUAGAGGAGAACCUGGUGGGAUUCGUUGGCUCUAAUUCGAACACAAAGUCUACGGGAGCAAAUGGGUCGGUGGUAAAUGGAACGGCCGUGUAUGCCAGUACUGGAAUGUCCCGCGAGGAGGACUUGUCCGUCGAGACGGACUACACCACGGACUUCCAAAGGUACAAGUUUUUGGACCUCAACAAGCCUCUCUUAAUGCAGCUGUGGAACAGCGGAUUCAGCAAAGAGUUCUACUUAGAACAGAUCCAUCGCCCACGUCACUACAAAGGAGGAGAGUCUGCUCCUCUCUUUGGAAAUUUCCUCGAGCCCCUGAGCAAGACUGCUUGGUAUGUGGUGCCAAUCGUCUGGGUUCCUCCUGUUGUGUACGGUACAUAUCUUGGGUUUGCUGGAUUGGAGAACGCACCCGCCUCUGCGUCUUACUGGGCCUUUGGCUUCUUCCUCUGGAGCUUUAUCGAAUACAUCAUGCACAGGUUCUUGUUUCACAUUGACCGAUUUCUCCCUGACAACCGGGUUGGAAUUACUCUGCAUUUCCUUCUCCAUGGCAUUCACCACUAUUUGCCGAUGGAUAAGUACCGACUUGUCAUGCCACCCGCUCUAUUCAUUAUUCUGGCCACCCCAUUCUGGAGGCUGGCUCACACAGUCUUCUCUUACAAUUGGUAUGCAGCUUUGACUGUGUACUGUGGAGGCGUUUUUGGAUAUAUUUGUUACGACUUGACACACUAUUUCCUCCAUCACCGCAACCUGCCCCCAUACUACAAGGAGCUCAAGAAGUACCAUCUCCAGCAUCAUUUCGCCGACUUCGACAACGGCUUUGGUGUCACCAGCCGUUUUUGGGACUGGGUUUUUGGUACUGAGCUUGAGAUACCAGAGCCCCAAAAUCCGAAGAAGGCUCUGUAAUUACACCUCCUAGAACAUACAUUCUUCCCUUCUGCACUGCCUGCCACAAGAUUUCCGUGGCGCUUUUGAAUUCCUCAAUCCAUACCGUCUUCUAAUUUACGAAAUAAUGCUGUGGCUGGAUGCAUGAUCGCUGAUGCUAAUCGUUUGUACUCGGAGUGGGAAUCCUCCGCUUUUCUCAUGACUCUUCUCUAUAUAUACACGACAAAAUCGGUGUUAAAAUUGGGGGCCCUGUUUAUCUGGCUGCUGACCUCGCCUAAACUUCACUCUUACCUAGCAUUUCAACAGCUGUACAUGAUUACUUAAUACAUAAUAACAGGUUAU
Messenger RNA from Aspergillus ochraceoroseus IBT 24754, 1779 nucleotides. RefSeq names its product fatty acid alpha-hydroxylase. Bases 337 to 1458 code for a protein of 373 amino acids. The record is from RefSeq and is a predicted model, not a curated record. Gene Ontology annotation, molecular function: iron ion binding; fatty acid 2-hydroxylase activity; heme binding. Gene Ontology annotation, biological process: fatty acid metabolic process; lipid biosynthetic process. Gene Ontology annotation, cellular component: endoplasmic reticulum; membrane. The transcript has 3 exons. NCBI's taxonomy places the organism in Eukaryota, Fungi, Ascomycota, Eurotiomycetes, Eurotiales, Aspergillaceae.